AUGUCUGUUGUAAGCGCAGUGCAGGGCGAGGAGCUUGAGCUGAGUGGACCGCUGGUGGACGUGCGUCCGCAGCCUAGGCCACGUCACGUUACGGUCAGAGCCCCGGAGGAAGAAUUGAGCCUGCUGGAUUCCCUGUGUGUCUCCAGUCCGGAGCAGCCCGAGACGGAUGAGGGACGGCUUCUGCAUGACCUGACGUUGCGCCUUGAACAGCUAGAGACGCGGGUGGAUCACAUCGCCGGCAGUUUUCUCAACCGAGAUGAAACCAUCCAUGAGCUCAUCGAUGCCACGGCCGCCCGAGUUUCCGGUGAGGCGGUUGUGAGGGUGCAGCGUCUGGAGCAGUCCUUCGCGAAGUGUGUGCAGUGCCUGGAAGCCAAUAUGAGGGAGGAGAUCAGGAGGCAGGUGCAGGAUAGCUGGCGUGCCGUCACGCAGCCACUGGGGCAGUCGACUCCUUUAGCGGGAGUGGGGAUCAACUGGGGACAGUCGUCCUUGUCCGUUGCGAUGCCGCGGAUGGAGUUCCCUAAGUUGGCCCCUCAGUGUACACCCACGGGCAUUGUCGACUUUGUGGAGGAGGUCGACUUGUUCGUGGAACUGCAUCCUCUGAGUGGAGCCGAGCUGCGGGGAUUCCUGAACACGGCACUCAGCGGGCCGGCGCGCUCUUGGUGGUUUGCUGAGCGGCACAAGUGUAACACCUGGGCGGAGUUUCGCGCUGCCUUCCUGAAAGCAUUCCUCUCAGAUGAAUACCAGGUGCUGUUGGAAGAAAAGCUCCGGACCUUUGUACAGAAGCCAUCGCAGAGUCUCAGGGACUUUGUCUUUGAGUUCCGUGCGUUGUGCCUUAAGUGGCGAUCUGACAUGCGUGAGGAAGAGAUAUUGCGACGUGUCCUUGACGCUUGUGACCCUCGGGUGGCGGCUACUUUGAGGGGGGUCGUGAAGUCGGUAGAUGAGUUGGUGAAGGUGGGGUCCCGAGUGGAAAAGGACUGGGCGGCUAUCGGGAUUAGUGGGUCUCGAAAGGGUCCCACGUCUCGGGAUGUCCCCUGUCCCAAACCACGAGGGAAAGCCUCAGUGGAUCCCCGUGCCGAUCUCACCCUGGUGCAAGCCACCUUGCCCCUCUUAGUGCUGCCCGUACAAGUGCGAGGUGUCACUGGAGAGGCGGUCGUAGAUACAGGGAGCACUUAUACCCUUAUGAAAUACAGCUUGUGGGAAAAGCUUAAAGUGCCUCAUGAGCAAUUAAGGGGAAGUGCAAAAGUAAAAUUCUUUCUUGCGGAUGGAAGGGCGCACGGGGCCAGGGGCAGGGUUCCUAUGAGGCUCUGCUUACAUGAGACACACUGGGAGACAGAGGUUUACAUCCUGGAAGAUGACCACCUGUCGAUGCCCUUAUUACUGGGAAUGGACUCUCUUGUGUCGGUAGGUCUGACUAUCCAUCUGUCGCGGCUGGAGUAUGAGUUGCCGGGGGGUGAAGUCCAUCGGUUUGGGACGAAGGCUCAAAGCAAUCUGGUUUGGCCUAACUUGUGUUAUUAUCUCGCGCAGUUGGUGGAUGAGCCCAGCCCAGUAGAGAAGGCUAUUCUUGAACAGCCGGAGCUCGUUCAGCCACUGCUUAGGAGGUGGCACUCGGUGUGGACGGACAAAUUGGGUCGGACUGAGGUGGUGUGUCAUCACAUUCACACAGUCGACCCUGUCCCUGUUCGGCACAGAGCCUACAGAGUGUCGCCUCUGAAAAGAGGAAUAAUCAAGGAGUGGGUUGACCAGAUGUUGGCAGAGGGGGUCAUCGAGCCUUCCACCUCGCCAUGGGCUAGCCCCACGGUACUCGUUCAGAAGGCCGACGGGACCUACCGAUUCUGUGUGGACUAUCGGGAGCUGAACAAGAAGACCUUGGAUGACGCUUACCCCAUGCCACUCAUUCAUGACAUCUUGGAGUCUUUGCAUGGGGCAGCAGUGUUCAGCUCCCUUGAUUUGAAGUCAGGGUAUUGGCAGGUGAGGAUGGGGAAGAGUAGCAUGGAAAAGACAGCCGUCAUCACCCCGGAGGGGUUGUUCCAGUUUCGGGUGAUGCCCUUUGGACUGAAAAACGCUGGGGCGUCAUUCCAACGGCUAAUGGAGCAGGUACUCCGGGGACUCAUUGGGAAGACCUGUUUUGUUUAUAUUGAUGACAUCAUUGUAUUCUCCCCAUCUGUCCAACAACAUCUUAAGGACCUCGACCACAUCUUCCAGAAACUGCAUAAGGCUCAUCUCACCCUUAACAUCAAGAAGUGUAGAUUUCAGCAAGACCAUCUGAACUUCCUCGGCCAUGUGGUGUCAGCAGACGGAGUCCGAGUGGACCCGAAGAAAAUUAAGUCCAUCUUGGACUACCCAGCGCCCCAGGAGGUAAAAAGUCUCCAGCGCUUCCUGGGGAUGGCUGGGUGGUUCCACAAAUUUGUGCAUGGGUUUGCCGACAUCGCUGCCCCUUUGUUCCAGUUGCUGAGGAAGGGAUCCCCCUGGGAGUGGUCACCAACGUGCCAGGACUCUUUUGAAAGACUCAAACAGGCCCUGAUAUCGCCACCAGUCCUGGCACAGCCUGAUCCGUCAUUAACCUUUCAGGUCCACACUGACGCAAGUGACCUCGGGCUCGGCGCCGUUCUAUGCCAAACUAGCCAAGGAGAGGAAAGAGUGGUGGCCUAUGCUUCUCGGUCACUAAAGGGCGCCGAGUAUAAUUAUUCCACCACCGAGAAGGAAUGCCUCGCUGUCGUGUGGGCCGUGGAAAAGUGGCGGCACUUCCUGGAGGGAACAUCGUUUGGAGUCUACACUGACCAUCGGGCUCUGACCUGGGUCAUGCCUGAAAACAGGUAUAGCGGCAGCAGCAGCAGUGGCACCGACAGCAACAGCAACCGUGAAAAGCCUGGAGGGGCGAAAGUCAACAAUUUUGACAUCAUUAAUAAUGUGCUCCAGGUUCUAAAUUCUGAUGAAAUAGACGUCUUGAACGCUCUGCUGGAGCUAUUGAGGAAAGCCUAUUCUGAAGCCAAGUGCUAUGUUAAAGAUUAUUUCGAAAAAGAAGGCGCAUUAUUGGAGGGCGAAAACAUAGCCGCAAACCCCGCUAAGAGACAAAUUUCCAAGUUAUUUCUGAAUUCUGUUUGGGGAAAAUUCGGUCAGAAGCCUAACCAACUUACCACUAUGUUUGUUAAACACACCCAAGAAGUUUUCGAUUACCUGUUCUCGGACCUGUAUCAGGUCUCAUAUUUUGGCUUUGUCAGCGACAAAAUCGUUCAAGUGCAGUGGAGGUAUGCAGAUGACAAAUACGUUAUACCCGGUCCCGUCAAUCUGGUGAUAGCCACUUUCACAACGGCCUAUGCCCGCUUAAAAUUGUACAAAUUGUUGGAUCAUUUAGGACCGAGGGUUCUGUGUCAUGAUACAGAUUCCGUUAUCUUCACAGCAUUGCCCGGGCAGUACACUCCGGCGCUCAGUGACUAUUUAGGUGAACUCACCAGUGAACUAGAUCCUGAUGACUUCAUUGAAGAAUUUGUUUCUGGGGGUCCUAAAAUGUACACGUACAAAACGUUCAAAGGCAAGAGAGCAAGGAGGAACCGCCGGGUGAGUCUCCUAGUACCCCAGAAGAUCGGUUUGUACGAUGAGAUUUCGAAAAGUGUGCAGGAUAAAUCAAAGAAAUAUACCGAACUUAUUUUACAGAAAAUUUUGCAUAGCACUAACACAGCCUACUGGAAUGGCUUGGGACAGUUUGUGUUUCAUGGCGAGCCAUUAGCUGGUAUGAAUAUGGUUGAUCUAAUGCGGAACUUAACCGCCCGUCACAACAUACCAUCCUAUCGGAGACCUAGGGGAUGGAAGGAAUUUGUCAAGGCCAUGGCCGAUUUGAACAUUCCAACAACCGUGCCAAACUCCGACACGAGAGAACUGUUGGAGAGCUUCAAACCUUCUGCUACGGACAGUGUCGCUGUGGCUGCUUCCGAUAUACCUGUUGGAUCACCAAUGUUUGCCAAUCUUGUCAUGUGUAAUGGAGUUCCCGCAGAGACUGCAUAA
Messenger RNA from Erpetoichthys calabaricus (reedfish), 3999 nucleotides. RefSeq lists its product as uncharacterized. Bases 1 to 3999 code for a protein of 1332 amino acids. The record is from RefSeq and is a predicted model, not a curated record. Gene Ontology annotation, molecular function: DNA binding; DNA-directed DNA polymerase activity; aspartic-type endopeptidase activity. Gene Ontology annotation, biological process: proteolysis; DNA replication. NCBI's taxonomy places the organism in Eukaryota, Metazoa, Chordata, Cladistia, Polypteriformes, Polypteridae. The transcript has 5 exons.